Molecule: messenger RNA, 2760 nt
Organism: Hypanus sabinus (Atlantic stingray)
Lineage: Eukaryota; Metazoa; Chordata; Chondrichthyes; Myliobatiformes; Dasyatidae
Product: torsin-4A-B-like
Exons: 2
Coding region: 1246-2445 (399 amino acids)
Cellular component (GO): endoplasmic reticulum lumen; nuclear envelope
Molecular function (GO): ATP binding; ATP hydrolysis activity
Source: RefSeq, a predicted model, not a curated record
CAUUGUGGCAUUGCUAUGUGAAAGACUGUAAUGAUAACCUCUCAGAAUGGGUGGGUAGCUGCCAAAAUAGCAUGAAUUUGUCUACUUUAUAGGAAGUGACAACACCGCCUAUUUCUUGGAAUGGUAAGAACCUAAAUAGGCUCGAGCAGAUGGGGUGUGUAAUUGACAUGAACGGCCAAUGAUAACAAACAGAUCGACAGAACAGACAAGGCAAGAGGGGCUGUUUGAUAAAACAGAGAUCUCUUCAAUAUCUAUAAAUACCUAUGGACUAAACUGAGGUCUCUAAGCUAAACACAAGAUCAACCAGAAAUAAAAUAGGGAAGUUUCUUAUUCAGUCAGUGAUUAGAACUUUGAUCUCAUGGGACAAUCAUCAUGAGGAGUGAAAUGAGUAUGCAGUAGUAGAGGGUGUGGACUGGUAGUGGGAAGAGAAACAGACUGAAAAGCUGGCUUAUGUGGAGUGCAAUCCAUAGGGGGACAGGAUGAUCCACCUGGCCAUACGUCCUCUUUCUCCGCUCUGCAACGCAGUGUGGGUCCCGACCCCAGGGCUGUCGGUGUGGAGUUUGCACGUCCUCCCUGUGGCCAUGUGGAUUUCCUCCAGAUGAUCUGGUUUCCUCCCGCCGUCCCAAAGACGUGCGCUUCCUUUUGGCGAACUGAUAUAAGCGAGGGCAGGGAGGGAGGUGAAAUGGGGAAACAAGUGAGGAGUGGGACUGACUCGAGUGCCCUGAGGGCUAGCAGAGACUGAAUGGGCUGAACGGCCUCCUUCAGGUGUGCUUCUGUGAAUAAGUUGGAGUCUCAGUGAACACCCGCCGGUGAUUAGCUGGGCGCUGCCCAUCAAUGUAUGCUUACUCCUAACUAAACUGGACCCAGCAAGUUAUUGAAUUGUAGGCGGCUAUCUUGUUAGUGAUUAACCCAAUUCAGCGCCCGAGGGAGUGACUGUGAUAUGGUAGUAGUCACUCAGUCAACACAUAUGUUUGAUGCUGAGCAGUCAUCGUGCAGUGAGAAAGGACACUGGGGAGAGGAAGUGGUUUUACUUCUAAGCUUCUGUGACUCUGCAUCUUUUUUCUACACGCAGUGGCUGUGUUAAGCUCAGGCUCUCGUGUUAACGGAGGCUGCAGGAGCUACGGCCGGACCGGUGCACGGGGACGGGGUGUGAGCCGCAAACCAACUUGUCAAAGUAUAGGUGCUUGACUGUGCCUGUAAGCUUGGUGACCGAUUCCGGGGGGUGCUGAAGUGAGGAGACCCCCAAUGGAGCCGGAGCACAAGCAGAGGAUAUUGGCGGUCACCUCCCCGCUGAGGGCUGUCUGCCGCAUCCGCCACAAGUGCCUCGUUCUGAAGAAGAGGCGGAUCAGCGUCGAGCAGCGGGAGGCCAGGGACGGGGAGAGGCCGGGAGCGGCGGGUGAGAGCAGGCUACCCAGCAAGAGCAGGGCCAAGGCGGCCGAGUACUUCACCUUCGAGAAGGUCCCCGUCAAGUCCUCGCGGAGACGCCGCUCGCAGAAGAAGUGCAAAGUGCUCUACCCAAAUGGCAGCAGGAAGUACCUGCCGGAAGAAAAGAAAAGCAAGGCCAAGAACUGCCUCUUACUGCUGAGCAUCAUCAUCUUCUUCCAAGUAUACAACGCCAUCGAGAAUCUAGAUGAUAACGUGCUGAAGUAUGACCUCAUGGGGCUGGAGAAAACGCUGAAGCGGGAGGUCUUUGGCCAGACAGUUGCCAUUGACAGUAUGAUGGAUCUGCUGAAGGACUACCUGGCCACUCACAUCCACAACAAGCCCCUGGUCCUGUCUCUCAAUGGCCCCGUCGGUGUGGGGAAGAGCCUGGUGGGCAGACUGCUGGCCAAGCACUUCCGCGCAGUGCUGAGCGACGACCUGGUGUACCAGUAUUUCGUGCUGCAUCACUGCCCGUCUGAGGGCGACGUCACCAGCUGCCAGCGGGAGCUGGUGCUCGGCAUCUCCGAGAUGGUGAACCGGGCCGAAGAGGAGGAGAAGAUCCCCGUGCUCAUCUUUGACGAGGUGGAGUUCAUGCAGCCGGCCCUCCUGGACAUCCUGCACAGCUACUUCCAGUCCAACCAGACCAGCGAGUUCCUCAAUGUGGUGUACAUCUUAAUCAGCAACUACGGCCAGGGCGAGAUAACCAAGUUCAUUCUCCACAACGCUUCCAGCGGAGUGGCGAGACAGCUGGCCAGAUCGGAGGAGCUCCUGUUCAGUGUCCAGUCCUCACUGGUUCACAUCCACCCAUUGUGGAAUCAAGCCGAUAUUGUCCCCUUCUCCUUGCUGGAGAGGGACCAUAUUUUGGAGUGUUUUUUAGAAAAGAUGAUGACGGAAGGAUACUACCCAGACACUGCCCACCUGGACAAGCUGUCCAGUGAGCUGAAUUAUUACUCUGUUGGAGAGCUCCAGUACUCUGUUAAUGGCUGCAAGUAUGUAGACUCCAAAGUAAACUUGUUGCAUUGACAGCCAAGUCUAAUGCUCAACAAUAAACGGCAGUCUGUCAGGGAACAGUGAAAAGUACCACGUGUCACCGGGUCAGUCUCUGGGUUCAUUCAGUCUGUUGUCUCUGGUCACCCGUGUGUGUACAUUUACUGGGAGAAAUGGUCGACGGGACAGAGGGCUUGGAUAAUCGCUCUCUGCAGCAGUUCUGACCGGACUACGCAAUGGAAUUUGAUUAACUCUGUGGGAAGGGCAGGACAGCUUGUGAGGUUUCUUCCCACUGUUAAAUUUCUGUCAAGGAAAAUGUUUGAUGAUACUAAAAUGAAGUAACCAUUUCAA